AUGGAAAACUACCAAAAGUUGGAAAAGAUUGGCGAAGGUAUUCGCGCUCACGUUUCGUAUACAGGAACAUACGGUGUCGUUUACAAGGCCCGCGAUCUUACACAUCACAGCCGUAUAGUUGCGCUAAAAAAGAUACGACUCGAAGCUGAAGAUGAAGGGGUUCCUAGCACGGCAAUUCGUGAGAUAUCACUCCUCAAAGAGAUGAAUGACCCAAAUAUCGUUCGACUUCUCAAUAUUGUUCAUGCGGACGGUCACAAGCUCUACUUAGUCUUUGAAUUCUUAGACCUUGACUUAAAGAAAUACAUGGAGGCUCUUCCUGUUAGCGAUGGUGGCAGAGGAAAGGCUUUGCCUGCGGGUGCUGGACCAGAUCUAGGACGACUCGGCCUUGGCGAUGCGAUGGUCAAAAAGUUCAUGAGCCAACUAUGUGAAGGCGUCAGAUACUGCCAUUGUCAUCGUGUCCUUCAUCGAGACCUGAAACCUCAGAAUUUAUUGAUUGAUCGAGAAGGUAAUCUUAAGCUUGCCGAUUUUGGACUAGCCCGUGCUUUUGGUGUUCCCCUCAGAACCUACACACACGAAGUUGUUACUCUCUGGUAUCGAUCGCCUGAGAUACUUCUCGGAGGGCGCCAAUAUUCAACAGGAGUUGACAUGUGGUCAGUGGGCUGUAUCUUUGCCGAGAUGUGUACCCGAAAGCCCCUCUUUCCAGGAGAUUCUGAAAUAGAUGAGAUAUUCAGGAUUUUUCGUCUACUUGGAACCCCUACAGAGGCCGACUGGCCAGGGGUCAUGGACAAGACUUGCUUUCCCGACUUCAAGUCUUCCUUUCCUAAGUGGGUACGCAACGAAUCGCAGCCACUAUGCGAAGGCUUAGAUGAAAAGGGCCUCGAUCUUCUCGAUCAAAUGCUUGUCUAUGAUCCUGCUGGCCGUAUCUCAGCUAAGCAAGCCUGUCAACAUCCGUACUUUGAGGACGGUAGCUCAGCCUACUCUGGUCGUGGCUACGGUCCUACCGCCAGACCUAAUGUAAAUGGCUUCCAUUGA
Messenger RNA from Blumeria graminis f. sp. triticale, 1032 nucleotides. NCBI's taxonomy places the organism in Eukaryota, Fungi, Ascomycota, Leotiomycetes, Helotiales, Erysiphaceae. The record is from the annotation of a GenBank genome assembly.